This is a messenger RNA of Culex quinquefasciatus (southern house mosquito), 15583 nucleotides long. RefSeq names its product serine-rich adhesin for platelets. Bases 1 to 14421 code for a protein of 4806 amino acids. The record is from RefSeq and is a predicted model, not a curated record. Gene Ontology annotation, biological process: signal transduction. The transcript has 13 exons. Lineage: Eukaryota; Metazoa; Arthropoda; Insecta; Diptera; Culicidae. Gene Ontology annotation, molecular function: protein binding.
AUGAAGGCUCAACCGAUCGAUCCGGACCUGACGGCGAAGUUGCUCGGCCGCGGCGUUGCCGUAUCGCCGGUGGUGACCGUCGAGCCGCGCCGCCGCAAGUUCCACAAGGCCAUUACGCUGAGCAUGCCAGCGCCGCGUGCCCACAGCCAGGGCAUGAUCAACCAGUACUCGGGCAACGCGCCGACGCUGCGUCUGCUGUGCUCCAUCACCGGUGGUACGACGCGUGCUCAGUGGGAAGACGUGACCGGAUCUACACCGCUGACCUUCGUCAACGACUGUGUCUCCUUUACGACCACUGUGUCCGCCCGCUUCUGGCUAAUGGACUGCCGAAACAUUGCCGACGCGACCAAGAUGGCGACCGAACUGUACAAAGAAGCCAUACACGUUCCGUUUAUGGCCAAAUUUGUAGUUUUCGCCAAACGUACCGACCCGCUGGAGGCACGCCUCCGCGUCUUCUGCAUGACAGAUGACCGCGAGGACAAAACUCUCGAGCAUCAGGAACACUUUACCGAAGUCGCCAAGAGCCGCGACGUGGAGGUUCUGGAGGACAAGCCGCAGUUCAUCGAGCUGGCCGGCAACCUCAUCCCGAUCACCAAAUCCGGCGAGCAGCUGAGCCUGCCGUUCAAGGCGUUCCGCGAAAAUCGGCUGCCAUUCUCGGUCCGCGUGAAGGAUCAACACGCGGACAUCGUUGGCCGGACCCUCUUCAUGCGCGAGCCGAAGAUCGCCAAGGGUGAACCACCCCAGCAGCCGAUCUGCAUCCUCAACAUCGUACUUCCCGAGACGAUCAUACCCGACCAGGUCACCACCAUCGAAGACUCGCAGGAGAUUGUGGUCCGCGUUGGACGCAGCCGUGCGUCGCCUCGCGACCAAAACUACCUGGGCGAGCUGCGAGUCGUGGACAUUUCCAACCUGCUCGGCGAAGACUGGGUCAAGCUGGCGCCGGAAAUCGGCGUCAACGAAACCGACAUCGACAACAUCAUCGCGCAAAAUCCGACGAGCAGUGCCCAGCAGGCCCAGGCCAUGCUCAAGCUGUUCCAGGCCAAGGCCAAGAACGACUUCAACAUCUUGGAAAACGGACUCCGCACGAUUCACCGGGACGACAUCGUGGACCGGUGCAUGCGAAGCGUGGAAACGACCACCUCGACCACCACGACCGUCACCAUGCGCAACAAGACGGCCUUCUCGAUAAGCAAGCGAAGCCACGACGUGGACAUCAUCGCCGAAUCGGACUCUAUUACGAAGUUGGUACAAAAAGACGAUAACCAAUACGCUAAGGAGCAGUCCGACAAAUAUUCGGUGGAAGAAAAGAGCGUCGAGGAAUCCGACGAAUCGGAGGAGGAAGCCAUCAAGAAAACCGUCGCCGAACGUCGGAAACAGAUCGAGAAGCGACUGUCCGCGGACCGGUCGAUCCCCGCGUCGGCCCAGAAGAAGGAAAUCAAGGAGGAGAUCAUCACCAUCAAGCGCACCAGCCUGAUCGACGACACCCGAGCACGUCACGAGGAGGAAAUCCUCCUGCAGAAACCAAUCGACAACUCGUACAAGUCGACGGUCAUACCGGAGACGGUGGUGAAGCUGAAAACGACCGUCCUCAAAGACACCGUUGCGAAAGAUGAGUUCGAAAAGGAGCUGCAAGAUAAAUUCAAAGCGACGCUCAAGAACGUCGAAGAGUUCGAGCACAAAUCCCAAGUACUGACAGCCGAAAAGGUAGACACCUCGGCAAAGAUUGUGAACGAAAUCACAAAAGAAGACUUGAAGGAAAUGCUUCCCAAAGAUGACGAAAAACCAAAACAAGACGAAAAGAAACCUGAAUCCGACGGAGACGAUGACGACGACGACAACGCACCCCAGCCGAAGGAGCGAGCUCCGAUCCCGGCCAAGCGAAUCAGCAUCUCCCGCGAGGCUGCCAUCGACGAAGGUGCCGCCGUCGUGUCGGAAUCCAUCCGGAACGUGCAGGAAAGAAUAUCCUCGUUCGAAACCAAGUCUACCGAAUCUAGCAAGCGCACAAGCACCAGCAGCUCCAAGCAGUGGUCCGAAGAGCUGGACGUGCUGAUCGCUCAGAAGGGGCAGCUCGAGCAAGUGGAGGAGAAAUUGAUGGACCAGCAGGCUCCCAAAUGGGGCGAGGAGGACGAGACGAUGCCCCAGCAGAAGGAAAUCGAAGCCGCACCCAAGUGGAGCGAAGAGGAUGAGAUCCUUUCACAGCAGAAGGAACUUGAAGCUCUGGAUAAGCAGAUUGAUUCUGAAGUAGCGGCAGAAAAGUGGAGUGAAGAGCAGCAGAUUCUAGCCGAGCAGAAGGAGCUCGAAGCUUUGGAGAAGAAGUUUGAAGCGGAAUCAGCUGCCUUAGAGACCGCUGAGAAGUGGAGCGAAGAAGAGCAGAUUCGAGCCCAGCAGAAAGAACUCGAAGCUCUGGAGAAGAAAUUCCAAGCGGAAUCAGCUGCCUCGGAAAUCACUGAAAAGUGGAGCGAAGAAACGCAGAUACUAUCCGAGCAGAAAGAGCUGGAAGCUUUGGACAAGAAGUUCCAAGCGGAAUCAGCUGCCUCAGAAAUCACCGAAAAGUGGAGCGAAGAAGAGCAGAUUCUAGCCCAGCAGAAGGAACUGGAAGCACUGGAGAAGAAGUUCCAGUCUGAAACUGCUACAGAGAAGACACAACUACUCGAAAAAUUCGAGUCCAAAUUCCAGGACAUCCAGUCAGAAGUCGUCAGCAAGGUCGAAGAAAAGACCACGAGCUUCACAUCGAAGGGAGAGUCAUUUGCAGAAUCCUUCAAAUCAGCGGCAACCAAGUUUGACGGCCUAGGUGACACCUUCCGCCAGGAAGUGAAGGAAUUCUCUACGCAAAGCUCUGAAACAAAAACCUUUGUCGAUCAAAAGGUAGACAAGAUUGUGACGGAAAUCCGUGAUUCCGAAAUUGUUUCCGAGACAAAAGAAUCCCUGCAGCAGAGCAAAGCGUCGGUAGAUCAAGCCGCUCAAGCUCACGCUAAAGAGACAGUAAUCAGCUCGGAAGAGCCAAAGCCCCAGAUUCAGGAAGCGUUCACCAAGGAGAGCUUCGAAAGCGUACGCGAAGAAACCGUGAGCAAAGAUUUGAGCGGAACGCUGAAGGAGUCCGUCGAAAAGACGAAGACUGAGAUCGAAACCGGUGUGCGUCAGGGAGAGGAAGUGAUCGCGGAAAAGAUGUCCGAAAUUGGUGAAGAAUUUAGACGCGUCGAAGAAACGCCCACGGUCAAGCCGGGUGAGAAACCAUCCAUCGUGGAGACGAUCAGCAAGACGGUUACGCAGGAAGUGACUUCGAAGAUUCCGGUGCUGAGCAAACGAGCCUCGCCGGAAGAAGCGCCCGUGGCAAAGGAGGAGCCGAUUAAGGAACCCGAGGUGAAGCAGUUUGUUGAAACCAUCGUAGAGGACGCGCAGGCCGCCAUCAAGCAGGUCGACUCGACUGCUUCGAAAAUUCCACGGUUCGACAGCAGCAAAACAGCUCCCGCCAAGGUAGAACCAGCUGCGGCCAAGUCGCCCGAACCGGAGGUGACCUUCUCGAAGAUCCCCGUGUUCAAAGAUCGCAAGGUAUCCGAGCAGUUCUCCAGCGACUCGUGCGAAACCGUGAUCAUGCAGAAAACGCUGCGCGAGCAAGACUCGCUGCUCAAGUCGGACAGCGACGAGCGACCGCUGGAGGCCACCGUCGAGGAAGCCGAAAUCUCCAGCCGCGAGGUCAAGGAAGUGCUCAGCUUUACGACCAUCGACGAAACCGUGCUGAACGAGCUGAUCACCGAGGAUCAGCGGGCCGUCACGCCGGACGAUUUCAUCGACGAAAUCAUCGAGGAGGCGCACGAUACGGUCCAGCAGCUGCAGCAGCAAACCGACGGCACCGCGUACAGUCUGGAGCUGAGCAAAGACGAAGAAGAUGCUCAGGAAAAGUCGCCCCACCCGAUCCCGGAGUACGUGACCGAGCGCCAUCUGCAGGACGAAGCCGACGAUGAUGACGACGAGCAGGAGCACGAACAGUGGCAAGACGACGCGUACUCGCUGGUACCGGACAAUGCCUCCACCACGGACCUGGAAGCGUUCCGGGAGUACCACUGGUUGGAUACGCCAGAUUCGACGACCCCCGCCGCAACUACCAAAGGGUCUGCGCGAGAUCACGGCGAUGAACAUGGGCAGGGUGGCGUCGUACUGGCGUCAACCGAAGAUUUGGACACCAUGAGUUUGCUCCACUCGCCGUUGGACGCCGGCGACGUCGAGCACCAGACACAGGCGAAGAAGACAGAGACGUCAACGACGCGUACGACCAAGACUCGCAAAGACUUUAACCUAGACUUGGACAUGGACGCAAACACUCCGAAGAAAACUGAACGCAAGGCCCGCUUUGAGACGCACUCGAACCGUGGCACCUCUCCGAUGACAGAAAUCGUAGAAUCGCCGGACAGUGUACACCGGUACGGACGGGGCGAAUCGCCGGCCAUCAAGCUGGUCAUAGGACGCAAGGAAAUCAAAACCUCCGACACGUCCGCCAUCACCGAAAGCCGUCUCACCAUCUACGGCCACAAAGAUGUAGACAUUUCGAUCAGCUCACAGUCAACGAUCAGUCUGACCACUACGACAACGUCCAAAGACGGCCGCGAAGUGAGCUCCGAAGUUAUCAGCACCGGCACAUCGGCAAAGGAAUCCACCACCACCAAACGGUACAAGCAGUUCAAACUGAUCGACGACGACCUUCAGGACACGUCAGAACGCGUCGAGCGAAAACGGGACGAUACGGUGUCGUUCUCCAAGAAGAAAAGUGUUUACCUCUUCGGAAGCUUCGACUCCAGCAGCGAAUCUCCGAUCACCGAAGGCAGUGGCUCCGGGCACGUAACCGACACCGGAAUCUCCCUAACUCGGGGCUUCACCGAAACCAUGACAUCGCCAGGCAUUGUGUCCACCUCGGAGGAAAAGAACAAAAAAAUCAGCAUCGUCACCGAUACGGCCGUCGACGUAGAAAUCGAAGAGCUCGAACUGACCGAUGCCGGCCUGAGCCCAAUACAACCCGACGAAACCGACGUCACUGCCGACUUCCAAAUGGCGGAAGAAGACGUGCAGUACACACACAUCGGCACGAGUCCCGUAGAUUUCGAGGAACACUCCGUUUCCGCAGCGCUCGACACCUCCGAAGCGGCCACGUUGACCGACCGGGUCGAAACAAAGGACGCCUCAAACAGUCCCGUCGACGCAAACAUAACCUCAAUCCUAAAGCGUGACAUGACCAAAAUUACCGACGAAGAACUGCUCACCAGUCGACGCAGCUCGGGCGAUGUCAAAGCCAAGAUCAAAAUACUGGAACAGAAUCAGAAAAUCCACAGCGCACAAAGCUCACCCAAGAAAAAGGUGGAAUUCGAAGAUUACCAAACCAAGACCGACGUACAGGACUCCCCCAAAAAGCAAAAAACAGCCUCCGCCAAGAUAAACGAACUGAAACGUAUUUUCGGCGAGGAGGAAGAACCCGAAGAAUCGAACAUAAUGUCAGAAUCAAUUCCACCGAUUCACGAAGUCAUCAAACAGCUCGAGAAACGCAUCGCAGUCGAGCAAAUCGAUCGAAAGGUCAUCGAUCAAAUAGACGGCUCAGCCAUUCGUGUGUUGCCCCCAGCGGCCAAGAAGGAAACACUUACCGAGCGCGAUUUGGUUGAUCUGGAAGCCCAAAUCAUACCGGAAGAAAAAAUCGUACCAAAGAAGGCACCCGCGCCAGUUGAUGCAACGGAGGAAGAAGUCAAGCUCACGAAGCUCGUUCAUGGUGUACAGCAGCUUGGGCUGCAAGAGCAACGCCAGCGUCAGCUGGAAGAACAGCGCAAACAAGCCGAAAGCAUGGCCGAACUGGAUGAGCCAGUGUCUGAAGCCAAGCCAGAAGAGGAUGAGCCAGCUGAAGAAUCAGAAGAAGUUGUGACUGAAGUCACUGAAGUCACUGUAACCAAACUUGACGAAAAGAUUGUUGAAGCAAAGGCCAUUUCUCCGGUGGUCGAGGCCAAGCCUGUUGAGGUUGAGAAACCAGCUUCACCAGUGUCUGAAACCAAGCCAGAAGAGAAUGAGCCACAUCUGCAAUCUGACUUUAGAGAAUCUACUGAAAUUGAUGAAUCUGAAAAGACCGACUCAAAAUUGGACAAGAAUUUAUUAGAACAUUCGGAAAAACAUAGCUUGAAAUUGCAACUAAGUGAAACAUCGCUUGAAACCGAACAAACCUAUCAAGCGGAAAUUUUAAGAAAAACUAAGGUACUGGAAUCUGGCCACGAUUUUGAAGCAUUCAAAAGUCGUGAAUCAGAUGCGGAACGAGCCGAAAAGCUAGAACUCUCCGCACCAUCUGAUCCUUCAGAUAUUUCGGAAGAACUCAGGAAGGACGAGCCACGAUUCGAAGAUACAAGGAAGAGUUCGCUUUCUGCCGUGGAGGGUUCAUUAUAUGACGACGAUUCGCCGUUACUGACCGACUUUACGACUUCAUCGAUCACGUAUGUUAGUGAACGAAUUGAUUCGUCUUCGCUUGAGCUGAUGGCCGGAGACAGUUUCGCAGAUUUUCUUAAGGUAACGACAUUGCCCAGUAAAACUGAGGAUAAAAAGGUAGAAGCACACUCACCGAGUUCGUGCGUUUCUUAUGCAACGACCAUAAGUGAAACAAUUGGAUCGUAUACACAUGAAAUGGACAGAGCAGAAUAUACCGGUGGAUCAAUUCAGCAAGAUGUUCCGACCGAGUAUGAACGUUCGGUUUCCAUCAGCGACAAUGCUGCAUCAGAUUUCUCAACUGAGUCAGCCACCAAGUAUAAUUUACCCUACGACACUGAAUCGGACAGCCAUGAGAUCGGUACGGGUUUGGCAAAACAACGAGAUGAUAGAAUGAAAAUCGAAGAUUCGCAAGAAAUAAAGCAAGUGAAAUCGUGUAAACUCAUGUCAAUUGAUCCCCGCCAUGAGUCUGCCUCGCCACAAAGUGAUGUUACGGAAUAUACGGAGAGUGUAUCAUAUGUAGAGUCAAUUAUUGACAGUACAAAUUACGACAACGCCUUAAAGCUGAAGGAAAAACAGAAAGAAUUGCAAAAGCAGGACGAAAAGGUCGAUACUCAGGAAAAGUUUAUGAUUGAUGGCGAGAAAGAGGAAACAAUGAGAGUUUCUAGCAUAAAAUCCGUUGCCGAAAAGAAGGAACAAACUCAGGUAAAGAAAAAACCCAAAACAAAAGCCACUGUAACUAAAUUAAGUCUACAAAAGCAAACGCCUAUUGAAAUUUCGAAGCAAUCGAGCAAAACCGUUGAUAUCAAGUCUGGUUCCAAGAGUGUCGAAUACUCGUCCAGCACAAGUCGGACAACAACGGUUACUCGCUCAUACACCAGCACCAGGACGCACGGUUAUAUGCAAUCAACAUUGUCGCGGGACCAAAAGGUAUUGAAGCCGCUUAAUCUGACUGAAUCGACGCAUUCUUCACCCGUGAGAUCUACCUAUCGCACCACCUCGACGACGACAACAACUACGACUGCGCAGUCUGCCGUCGAGAAGAAAGCCAGAUCUUCCAGAGAAACUUCCAGUAGCAGAUCCGAGGCGACUGCCACAAAGCCUGUCAGCAAGUCUGAACCAGCCUCCAGUUCAAGUGCUGUGAAAAAACAAGAGCCUAAACCAGCUGUGCAAAGCACCAAAUAUACACGAACUUCUGCCGAUCGUUCAGACCGAACAGGAGGCCGUUCGUCGUCUUCGUCCGUCACCAGCAGCACCAGUCGCUAUCACCGCUCCAGGAAGUCAUCCGAGCCGACCGACAAACCACAACAGGUGACGAUCAAAAAGGCCGACAAGGAUCAAGCUAAUAUUGCUACCAAAACAACCACCACUGCUUCCAAAAUGACAAAAGAGCGCGCCAACAAAAGCUUGAUUCCGGUCAAAGUGCAGCCAAGUGGCAAAGCAUCACCGAAAAAGGAACCAGCAGUGAAGAUGACCGUAGAUAAAUCCCCAGCAAAAACCCCGAGAAAACCAUUAGAUGGUAGAACUAAAGAAACUGUGAUAGUAAAGACCACUAGUGCCAGGUCUUCUGAUGUAUCCACCGAUGUGCAAAAGAUUACGUCCACGUCCAGCAAGAUCGGGUUCGUCAAAACCGCACCACGGUUGACGAAAACAGUACACACGUCCGGUGAUUCGAAGCGCGAUGAUACGUACCGGUGCAAAUCUGCCAUGCACUAUUCGUACAAAGAUGCCGUUGCGUUCGACCACGCAGAGAUUCCGUCUUCGUUGCCGUCUAGUCCGAGCCGUCUCAAUAAGAGUUCCUCCAACAGUACAAAUGUUCUGACUAGUGAAGUAUUUACACGCACAAUCGACUCGUCCAAAUCUAUCGAAGUGAUUUACCGUCAACCGUCGACCUCGAACGAACUGAUACGUAAGAUCAACGAGUACCGCUACAAUGACAUUGACCUGACCACUGACUCUAGCCUGUCGGACUCGAUCGCGCUGCCGUCUUCGUCGUCCGAGCACGAGGGUGAAGGGCUGGGCAACAAACGCAAACGCUCCGGAAGUCCAGCAUCGCCCAAGGCUGCUCACACUACGACUUCGUCUGCGUCCUCGUCUACGACGACCACGACCCGCAAGCAGGCCCAAAUCAUGCAAUCAAGCGAGCAAAGAUAUCGCAAGUCGGACAUUUGGAUGCGGUCCGCCGGGCCAACGUCGUCGGAAGUGAUGCCCGACGCCGACGAUGAGAUCUAUCAGGCGUUGCACGCCGCCGAUCGACGCACGGUUGCAUCCCUCGACGCGAUCGUGAUGGAGAGUCGCAUCUCGCCGAUACUCGAUUUCCGUGCAUCGACACCGCCCCGUCUGAAGUAUAAGUUUGAUUACGAUAGUUCCCUGUUUACAGAUGACAAACAUGAAGAAGAUUUACACGCGUCAACAAGCUACGAAGGCGAAGAAUAUCUAAAUUUAGUACAGUCGGAAGCUAGUAACUUAGUUGAUAGUAUACUGGAGCAAAGUGUGUCGAUCGUCAGCCAUUCCCAGGCUCAGGGCAAUGGCAUCGGCGUCGACGCACAAGCCCAGUCCGAAAGUGAACAGUACGCGAUCCGUAGCGAUAUACUGUCCUCUAACGAGGCCGACCAGGUCGUAAAGUCGCCCACCAUUGAGUCUAUGUCCGGCAAGUCGUUCGACGAUAACAUUAGCAAUCCCGACUACGACAGUAGCGAGGCUAACCAGCAGAUGGCCGCAGCUACCGUGGGCAUUACCAAAACCGCUGAGGUAGUGGAACUAUGUCUGCCCGUUGGCGGUGACGUAAUGCAGCAGGAACGCCGCGACAAAAAGAUCGAGCGACGCUUCGCGCGUUUGUCGUCGGAAAUCGAGCCGGAAGAGUUGUCGGACAAGAACCGCGAAUACGACGAGGCCAUUGCCCAGAUCAAAGAUGAAGUUUCGGGCCUGCAGAGCGAAUUUUCCAAAAUGAGCUGGGAUGAGAGCAUGUCCGCUACCACCGGUGAUUUCGGUUCCAGCACGCCCGAUCACGACCUGCAAGAAACAGAUAUGCAACCACAAUCAGAAAUAACCAUUCCAAAGCCAACGCCGCGAUCGCAAUCUAAUCUGGCCGCUGAAGUUGCCACUGAUGCAUCCGCUGCAACUGCUAGUAGCAGCGUCACUACUACUACUGCCACGUCAACCACUACUGCUAGCUCUUCUGCUGCUGCUGUUGCCCCCUCACUAACCACAUCCGACGCGAUCGCCACGGUCAAAACCACGGAAGAACCCGCCUCCGGCGAACUGAGCGAGCUGUCCAGCAGUCAGGAGCCACUUCCGGUGCCGAAACCCCGCACCAGCAUCUCGUCCCGCACGGACACCCAGACGCGGUCCAGCAUCAUCGAGUCGUUCGACCAGCCGGAAGACUCGAUCGAGCAGUAUCCGGAACCUAGCAGCACCAACCAACGGCAGGAAUCGAUCACGUCCGAAGACCUGUCCGCGGCUGGUGGCGGCCCCCAGCGCAGCUCGAUUGAUUUUGAAACCAGCGAUGAAGAACAACCCGCGACCAAGUUUUACAUUGGUGAACGCAGCAGCGAUGUCAUUACGCGAACGUCCCUCGACAAACGCUCGGACUUUGCGUUCGACAACGUUGGCUACGAAUGCUCGCAGGAUUCGGGCGCGGAAGAACCUUCGGACAACUUUAAGGCGUUCCGCGAAAAGGUGCUGCAAGAGGACGGGUUCACGCUCAAGUCGCUGCAGGAGGUCGAAAGCGGAACGGCACUCGACGCAGAGGUACGAGCCGAGGUGAUCGAAGUCAUUGAGGGGGUCGCCGAAAAGCCGUUCGAACAUGAUUUCGAAAAACCGAAAGAAUCUGCUCGCCAGCCGGUUGUUCACUCUCCUAUCGAGCCACAGCAGGCAACGCUGGUCGAAGGUGCAGUACCCGCUAAACUGGAUCGUUUCGAGUCCGCAGAAGAAGUUAAAGAGCAAACAACAAAACGCACCAUCGACGAGCUGGUGAUCGAGAAAACGUUGGAAGAAAUCAAGGAAUCGCUCGACGCCGUGCAGGAAGAGUUGAUCGAAUCGGUCAUCGAUGGACAGCUUAUCAAGCAAUCCCCGUCGGAGUUUGAGUUCAAGGUGUUGCCAUCCAGCAAACACGCACAAGAUCCCAUCUACGAAGCACACCAGGAAGAAGUAGUACAGCAAGCGGUAACAACCACAACCCUCACGGAAACCAAGGCACCCUCUGUUGAAGAGCAAAAGGCCUCCGAUACCGAUUCGAAGGAAACAUCGUACGAGUCGGCAAAGCAGGAAGAACCCGCUGCCUCCGACAGCUCGGUAGCCAAACUGGAAAUAUCACCCCGGCCGCACCGAGCUUCGCAUCAGCCCAAGGGAAGCCGCUGGUCUGCCACCGAUAUCGACAGCUCCGGCGAAAGCCACUACCAGAGCUUCGAGCAUACCGACAGUAGCCGGCCGCUGUCCACCGACGUGGACAACCUGAUGCAGUACGGCUCAUCCGAGUACGAGACCGCGCAGGAUCAUUCCUUUAUCCCGGCAUCUACCGAGUUUCACAGUGCAGUCAGCACACUGAACUCGUACAACGCUGAAAGCUCGCACGACAGCAUGAAAAGUUUCGACUCGGAAAGUUCCGGCCACUUGGCGAGCAACGAGUCGGAGGCAACCGAAACGUUGGUCCCGUCCACGAUGGACAUUGAUUUCGACUCGUCGGAUGCAGCAGCGCUGAUUCAUGACGAUUCCGAGGAUGAUUUGCGCGAGAAGCUGCUACUUGACGACAAGGAAGAGCUAUCGUCCGUGUCCAGCGCCAUUCCGGUGGCGAUGAAACGUUCGCAAGAGAUGAUCUUUACAGCUGAUUUCAAGGAAGACAUGCUCGAGGAUACACCGGAUGUCUUCCAGCUGCAGGACGAGGUCGAACUGGUAGCACUGGAGCAAGCCGAGAAGCUUAGCUCAAGCAUUGGAAACGCGCUGGAUUUGGUUGAAGCGAUGAAGGCUUCCAGCUUGGAGGACGUCAAGACCGAAUGCAUCGAUGAUUCGAGGCUGGGCACAAGCAUGGAAGACGGAAGCAUUCUUUCCAUCAGCUUAUCGAGUGCAUCGAAUCUGGAAACCAUCAUGGAAAACCUGCCCGACAAGCUGGACAGCCUGCCUACGCACGUUGAAAUAGGACUGGAUGCAAUUACGCCGGUCGCUGGAAGCUCGAAGGACAUUCUCGGAGACAUUACACUAACGUCGACAGUUGUCAGGGAAGGUGAUGUGAACUUUUUAAACACGCAAGCUACAACCGAAAUUACCGCCGCUGUGAGCGAAAUCAAGGAGGUGACGGAAGAGUCAACCAAAAAACGAGGCCACAAACGCUCGGAAAGUACGGCCAUUACCGGGAAACUACUCGAGGAAAUUGCAGCCGAAGCGCGUGACUCGCUAGACUCGCAGGAGGAAUUUGCUUCGCAGGAAGCAUCCAAGCCGUCGAGUUUGGAACGCGACGAGGUUCGCGAAGAGUCAUCCGACUCGGAUUACGAUCGCUACGAGUCCGAGUACUCGCGUUCGUUCCGAGCUCCGCUGAUUCAGUCGCAGAAGAAGAAGAAGGACAUCAAAACCGAAGGGUUCGAGAUUGAGAUCGAGCACGACAGACGCAACUCGUUCUCGCCGUCGAGCUCGGUCAUCGAGACCAUCGUCGAGGAUGUCCACGCCGAAAUUGAACAGGGCGAUGAGGCGCAGCAGAUUAUGGAAAUCAAGAAGGAACAGUUGCAGGAAUACCAGCAGAGUUCUGCGCAGAGUAUCCCGGACAUUCAGGUGACCGAAGAUGUGCAACAGGGCGAGGUCACGGUCGUCAAGAAAGAAGUGGCUUCGAGCUCGAAAACGGUUACGGUCACGGAGCAGAGCGAUCCGAAAAUUCAGUUUGCCAAACAGGAAGAGUUUAAGAUCAGCGAAGAGCAAUACCAGGAGAUGAUCGAGCAGCGGUACAAGUCAAAGAUGGCUGACAUAACGACAAAGUACGAUUAUGAAGCGGACGAUAAGGAUGAUUCGGCGGGUUCGGAUUCGUUCGAGAUGCUGGAGCAGCCGGACAUUUCCGAUGAGUUUGUAAUUGUCGAGGAGGUGGCACGCGAAGCGCAUGAGUGCGAUACGGAAGGUAAGAGCGUCUCGAUCAAGCCUAUCAAGAAGGAGAAGAAACACGACGAGGAGGUGGAGAAGAUACUGGUCAAGUCGGCUCCGGCACAUACCAAUGCGGGAUCGAUGUACGCGAAUAUGCGCGAAGAUAUGAUGUAUCAGUUCGAGGAGAGUCCACCAACCGGCAGUGAGGAGGUUGAUCCUUCAGGGGUGACGAUGGAUCUCUUGAACAACGGAUAUCCACUGGAGGAAAGCAAACGGUGGGUCGAGAUGCAGCUGGCUGAAACGCAAAACUUCCGCUAUCCGUACGAGGACAGGCUGGAAGAUAUUAAGGAAGAGGACACUGAUUUUGAGGUUGGCAGUAGCCGGAUCGGCAGUAUUAAGGAUUCGUUCUCGAGCACACCGGAUUACGAUUUGUUGGCGAAGAGAUUGGCAUCCAGGGAGCACGAUGACAUCUCGAUGAGCAGUCUGCAGGAGUUUGAAAGUUUGGAACAGGUGAUCUCGUUGGAGAACCGUAAGAUGCAGCAGGGUUCGCAGGAUUCACUGAGCAAUGGAAGUUUCACGAAACGGUUCUUGGCACGUAGCCACGGUGAUGAUAUUAGCUUGUCUAGUUUGAAGGAAUUUGAGGGACUGGAGACUGCAUGUAUCGAAGCACAUUUAAUUGAGAUCAAGGCAAAGGAAGAAGCUGCACUGCUGUUGUCGCGAUCGGACGAAUCAAACAAAUCUGAUAGGUCGAACGGUGCAAAACGGAGUCCACCCACGAAUGGAGCGGUCGUGAAGGCAACUACAACGACAACAACCAUCACGUCGGGACCGGAGACGAGCACACGGGUUGAGACGAGAACCGUUUCCACUGAGGUAGGCAAAGAUACGUCAUCUACAACGACCACCGCUACAACGACCGUAACGACAAUCUCGCAGGAGAGUCAAGUCAAGCAUGCGUUUGAUGAGGAGGAUACCUCACAUUUACUGACCGUGUCCACGGAUAGUUUGCAAAAGCUCACCCAGGAUAAGGAAACACUCCCGUCGGCCCAUUCCAGCAGCGACAGCUUGGAGAUCAACAACAAGAACAAUGUUGACGCCAUGACCAGCAGCAUCGACUCGAUAGAGUUUUCCAGGGCCGGAGUCAUCACGACGCGCUCGUCACGGUCGGAUUCGAUCGAGCAGAUGGCACUGCAGCAGCCCCAGCGUAGCGACAGUACGGACUCGAUCGAGUUCCAGCAUGCAGUGAUGUCGAGAACUAGCGAAACCAAGCGUGACUCGCUGGACUCGUUGCCGUACAGUUCCGAAGCGAAGAGUGGAUUCAGCAGUCCAACGAAGCCGGUAAGUGGCCAACGAGUUGUGACGGAAAGCGUCGCCGUUGCAGGAACAAGCUCGAGCUAUCAGUACACCGCGUCGAUGCAAUCCGGCAUGACGAAGGAUAUCUCCGUGGAUUCGCUCACCGGACAGGACGCCUUCCUGACCAGCACCGAGAGCUUGGAGACCAGCUCGACAGCUACGAACGCGACCUAUCAGAACGAAACGGACUCGCAGAUGUCGUCGAGCGUAACCAGCUGCGGAUCGAUCACGAUGGUCGACACGCUGGACAACAUUGGAGAUUUGGACAACUUUGGGCUGCAGGAAAGCGUAACGUUCAUGAGCAGCAGCAGUACGGUGGCAAGCAGCUCUCAGCAACAGCAGCAGCAGCAGUAUCAACAACAACAACAGACGACCCAAAUACUACGCAGUACUUCAUCCACUACGUCUACGACUUCGACCACGGCCAGCGCCAGAGGAGAGUUUCCGAUUUCGGAAAUCGAACUGUUAAGUAGACAAAUGUAUCCAGGGGACUUGACACACGACGACACGAAGGUGUCGCCCAAGGAAAAGCUUCAAAGCAAAACGACUGAAAAGGAGGACUAAAUGACGAACUUCACUUCGAUAGAGCGUGCGCACGUGGAGAUUGUCGACUUUUGAUUUCCAAUCGCUGUGCAGCAAAUAAGCAGACAACCUAUUUCCAGCUAUUUAAACAUAAUUUACCCAUAAACUUAAAAAUAAAAUAAAAUCAACAGAGGCGGCAACAGCACUAUUAAAUCUACUGAAUUAUUACAAUACAAAAACUAAAAAAACACUGCGAAAUAACAAAACAGAAAACAAGUUGUAAAGCUUAGCUCAAUUUUUCGUUUUUAUCUACUAAUGAAUAACUGGAAAAGUGACCCAACCAAAAAAGAAAAAAAAGAACUGUGGAGAAUCCACUGCAGAAUUAAAUCUUAUCUCGUAUCUUAAACCAGAAGCUAGAGAACAAACAAACAAAAAAAAGAGAUAAUCGUAACUUAUCAAAAAAAAGAAGAGGAAGAAUCAGGCGAAUGACACGAACGGUCGAACCAGACACUAAAAUCGUAAAAUCGAAAACAAUCGGAACGGAGUUUUAUCUGCCGCUAGUCACGCGACGAAGGGACGAACUGGUCUAGCUUUGCCAGAAGAAGAAACAAACAAAAAAUGAUGAUAUUUAAGAAACUAUUGACUAAUGAAAAACCAAUGUACUCUAUUCACUCAUUUUAUCCCUGUAAUCUCUCGCUUUUUUGACCCAGUCAACGUAACCUUCAAGUUAGAAACUAAAAGAGAAACAAAAAAAAAACGAUAUCAUUGGAACACCUUGGUUAGCUUCGCAUUUGGUUUGCAAAAUAAAAAUUUUAUAAAACAACCAAAUGAAAACAAAAAAUGAAAAUAUUUUAUGUAACACAAUUGAACGUUAAGCAAGUAUAGCUAACACAUCGUACGCAAAGAAACUCUAACAGAAAGAAAAAAAAAAAACAAACAAACAAAAACUGCUACUGUGGCUGAAAGUGAAAUUGUUAACUUUUAUAUGUUGAUGAUGAGAAUAAAAAAAAAGGUAACCGAAAAACAAAACAGGCAAUGUUGUGAAAAGGAAAGAAGGGGAAAAACGGCAACCUCUAGCAAACCAAGUAUUUUACAUGAUAUUUAAGGUAACAAACAAAGCAUUGCAAAGUAAAACCAAACCAUUAUACUGAUUCGAUGUAAAAUUUGCGAAACUAUCAAAUAAACGCUUAAUAAAAAAUUAAAA